Staurois parvus is the source of this 420-nucleotide messenger RNA. The record is from the annotation of a GenBank genome assembly. Lineage: Eukaryota; Metazoa; Chordata; Amphibia; Anura; Ranidae.
AUGGAACCCAGCUCACUUUGGAGAGGUAUGCUUCCCAAACCGGUCGCUGAUGAUCUCCGCCAAGGUCUUACUUGUCAAGCUCAGAGCUAUUCUAAUGCAACUGUUUAUUUCAGUGACAUUGUGGGCUUCACGUCAUUGUCUGGGGCCAGCACACCUCACCAAGUGGUCAACUUCCUUAACAAGCUGUACACCCAGUUUGAUGACAUUAUUGACCAUUACGACGUGUACAAGGUGGAAACUAUUGGAGACGCAUAUAUGGUAGUAUCUGGUGUACCUAAGGAAAACGGUACAAGGCAUGUGUCAGAGAUUGCAAGUAUGGCGUUGGAUCUCGUCGGUGUUUGCCACUCUUUCCAGAUCCCUCAUUUACCAGACACUAAGUUGAAGAUCCGUGUGGGAAUACAUUCAGGUCCUGUAGUGGCU